AUGGUGUCAGUCCAGACGCCGAAGUCCCCGGAGCGGUCCUUGCCAGCCUUUGCGGUUAACAAGGAAGGUUUUAUCCCCCACCAUAACCACGUGCCUGCGUCUGAGGACGCUGCUGGAGGCGGAGAGGCAUUUGCCUGGACCCACCGCGGACCGAUGUAUCCUUGCGGCCAAACUUGGCCCAACGGGGGCGUGCCGGGGAUGGGCGACGGAGCACGAAAAGUCGGAGUGAACCAACCAGGGUUUACGUCUCACUACCCGGGGGGGGAACAGGCUGCGGGGCGCCGCCUCGAUGACAGCUACGGGUGCAACCCUAGGGAAGUUCAGGCCCCGUCGGGUCUCCGACAAGAAACGGAAAGAUCUUUCCCCCACCAACAGCUGCCUCCUGGCGCCGUGGGGAAUGCGACAGACACAGCCCCCAGAGGUGCGGCGGGUAGUCCCCAGACGAUGCACGGCCGCAUGUCUCACUGCGGCGCCUCGAUGGCCCCUGCCAACGUGUACUACGAGUCCGCGCCGUAUACGUCUCCAGAAAUGAACUUUGGCUCUUCCUUCUCUCCGUCGUUUUCCACUCCCGCAACGUACACUCAGUGCUCUGCCGUCCAGUCUGUCCAGUCUCAACAGUGCUUUCCUGCGCCCUACUCCUUCCCGGUGGCCGCCGACGCGUACUGCCCAGCCUCGUCUUCCUUUCCCUCUCUUUCGUUCUCUCGCUCUCAAGACCCCGCGGCGAGCUCGCCGGCGUCGCCUCAACCUGGACCUCCCCAAGAGACGCAACUCCCCAGCGACGCCUCAUCCCCGAAACAGGCUGCGAACAGCGGCGCUCGCAGCCGCCCUCGUUCCGAACGCCCGCGACAGCCCCGGCGCAAGAGCCCUAAGGGACCUCGGCGCUCGCCCCAGACCAGUCGCGCCCCGAAGAACGGCUCCAGCUCUUCGUCUGGUGGAACGACUCGCCCUGUGCGUGGUUUGCCGCUGCAGCAGCGCAAACUGUAUCGCCACUUUGCUCGCCAGACGCCAAGAGUUCAAGGCCUCACGUUUGACCACAACCAGAUCCGCUGGAUCUCGUACUGGAAAAACGACCAAGGCCGGCAAAUCCAGCGUCACUUCCCCGUCAGUCGCCAUGGGUUUCUCGAGGCUCGGCGCCUGGCUCUCGAGGAGCGCAACCGCAUCUUGGGCUGGCCGCCUCAUACGGACGAAGCAGCAGAAGCCAUCGAAGCGCUCAAGGCUGCCGCAGACCCCUUCGUGCAGCAACUCCUCGUGUGUCCGCCGUCGAUGAGCGCGUCCGCCAGCGUCGCCGCCAGCCUCUCUGACGCUGUCUGCCCGCGACUCGACACCGGUGGUUUCUCUGCCUGCGCGCUGGCCGAUGGAGAACGCCCGCCGGACCGGGAGGCAUCCACAGCUUGGGCCGAAGAAGAAGAGAAGCCUCUGCGCAGAGGGAAGGAGACCCAGGCCGAGGAGGGAGCCGAGGCGACCGACAGAGGCUGCGGAGACGCUUCUGACGACGAAGGCGAAGCUGACGGGCCCCAGCCUGUGUUGGGAAGCGAGGACACAGAGCGCGAGGACACGGCCAAGCUCCGGAGCGGGACUGAGCAGGAGCCUGGAUCGCUCCGGAGACACCCUGCGUGGUGCGCUGGCGUCUCUGCUGAGGCUCCAGACGAAGGCGAGCGAUGUGGCGAAGCGAGGACGCUCGAAGAUGUGAACGUGGCUUCAGGCCUUCACAGAGCGGAGAAGAGUGAAGAGUGUCUUUUGCAGAAAAGCCCGGAGACAGCUCGGAAGAGCGGAGAGACGCAUGGCCCGAUCGCGUCCGCGAGCUCCACUUUCACCCAUUCUUCGGCCCUCGAGGGCCCUCCGCUUUCUGCUCCAGGGUGCCGCGUCUCUGCGCCCGCGACUCCUGAGCGAAACACAAGUUCACUCGCAGAUUCAACGUUUCCGCGUGGUUUCCCGACGCCUGACCGCUCUCAGGCAGGCUCCUCGACGCCUUCCUCCGCGGGCGGGCGCCCCGUUGCGGCCCCGUCCCUGCAUCCUGCCUCGGGUUAUUCCCCACUUUCGGAUCCAGCCUCGUCUUCUCUCGGUUCGCGUCCUGGCUUGACGUCGGCCGCCUCUUCUUUUUCGUCGUCGGACUUUUCAGCGGGCGCGCGCCUCGGGCCCGACGCGGAGCCGCCAACUGCCAAGGCGAAGGCCCCGCGGCGCUCUGCGAGCCGCCCAGCUGCGCGGAAGCACGGCGAGGGAGCGAGGAAAAGCAGCGGCUCUCGACGGCGAAAAGCGAAGGCCGCUGAGGUCGCACUCUCGCCUUCUGCCGGUUCUGGACUGCCGCCUUCGUACUCGAUUCCCCCCUCGACCCCCGGUUCGUUCCCCGUUUCCCCCGGCUUCUCUGCUGCCGAAACUGGCGGAUUCGAGGACGGAUCUCGCGCUUCGCUUUCGCCCGAACCCCCCCGUUCCGAGCCUUACGCUUCCCUUUCCGGAGGCGAGCCCUCUGGGCCGUGUCUCCCCUCGCUGCCUGCGCGGCCGCGCUGCCACGCCGCGACGCCCCCCGCACAGCCUCCCCACAACCUGCCGUUCGCCCCGCUCUCCGCUCCGGAGGGCGCUUCCCGGCCCGCGGCACACGGCCCCGCACACCGGCCUGGGUCUGGAGCUGCGCCGCCCCUGUCGCCGCGAGCAGAGUUGCCUCGUGUCCAGGGCUCUCCGUCCCCGCCCGGCUUCGACUGCUCGUCGCCCUAUCCGUCCGUCUAUCCACCUGCGUUCUCGUCUCCCUUUCCCGCGCACCAGCUGGACUUCAACGACCCUUUCACGAUGUUUGGCGAGUCGCCGGGGCUCUACUGGGAGCAGCUGCAGUUACAGCAACUCGAACAACAGGCCGAAGUUCUGGCCGGGAAGGCCAUGUCUCGCAAGAGGAAGCGACGCGAUUCGAAGAGUGCCGGGCGCCCCAGCCGAGCGGCGCGAGGGCCCCAGCCGGCGAAGCCCCGAGAGAGGAAGAAAGGAGCAAACAGGAGCGGAGCGGGCGAGAAAGACAAGGCUCUGGCGAACGCGGAAGCUGCGGCCAGCGAGGCGCAGCAAUGUCCGUCCGAUUCGGCGGAGGGCGCGGCAGCGUCCGACGAGGAGACUCUGUGCCGUUCGGCCUUCCCGUUCUCUCGCUCGCCUUCCGAGGUGGAGCUCCAGCGCCCAGGAGACGCCGACCAGGCUUCGCCUUCGAGGACAACACCGCCCUCGCCACUCCCUGCAGCUCCGGAGCGCGAGGCCUUUCACCUUCCGCAUUCCGCCGCGUCUACAGCGCGUGCAGCGUCUCUGCCAUUCUUGUCGGUUCCCACCUCUGACCGCUUCGUCCGCGAAGAAGAGAAGGCUUUUCGACGCACCCCGGACUCGGCUCCAAGCGGAGAGACGCCCCUGUUCUACGCAGACGUCGAGACUGCCGCCGCGUCUUCCGGCGGCGUGGCAGCCACAAGCGACACGACAGGGUUCCAAGACAGCGGCGAGAGCAAGGCGCUCGCGUCGCGUCUCUCUGGCGAGGACAGGGCGAACUGGAGCGAGAGGUUCGCGCACCUGUCUGCGGCCCUAGGCGAGAAGUCGAACGGGACUCCCGCGUACGCCCGAAAGGGGCUGCCUUCCUUCGAGCCCAGCGCGCUUUCUCCUGGCUGCGCCUUGCCCGACAGCGCCGCCAUGCCGCCGUUCUUCUGCUCGGCUGGCCAGGCUCUGACGGGUUCCCGCGCGGCAACGACGGCGCCGGAGGCGCCCUUCCUCCCUACGACGACUGCCGACGGUUGCAGCGCGCAGCUUGCCUGUCCCUUCGGCGCGAAGACCGGUCACGCGUUCAAGCGGCGCAACUCCGCUCUCUUCUCGCUCUCGCGGUCCUCCACGAACUUCGAGCUCGUCCCGACGCCUGCAGAGGCUCGCGAAGAGGCGCGCGCGUGGCGAGGCGAGCAAGAAGAAGGAAAGGCGACGGGGCUGCACGAGGGGCCGAAAGAAGCCGCGGGGACAGAGAAGGCCUUUCCCGACUGGCUGGCCGCGGGAGACGAAGGCCCGACGGGCGCGGCGCGAAGACGCCAGGGCGCGUUCGAGGCGCCAGACGAAGGGCGAGACGGGACGGGGGAGCUAGGCGCGAGCGUCGCCGGAGGGCAUCCUGGGGAGUUCGAGAGAGACAGGCCGCGGGGUCUUGCCACGAGUCUGCUGCCGACUGGAGUCAACGCGUCGCUGCUCAGGGUGCCGACUCUCCAACGGACCGACACCACCACGACCGAAGACGCGCACUCGGCGCUCUCGUUCCUGCCGUCUCUGCCGCCGCUGCUUUUCCAGGAUGUUUCUCUUUCCCCGCGGAACGCCUCGCCGCCCCCCGACGCGCUCUCCCAGACAGGCGAGAACAGACCGCGUUCUGCGCUCGCGCCGCCCGCAGAGCUCGCCGCGCUGGAUCCCGCGGCGACCUCCCGCCUUCCCGACGCUGCCAAACACGACGCGAAGGCGUGGGCGCACGAGCCGUUCUUCUCGCCUUUGAUUUCCUUCUCGUCCUGCUCCGGGGCGAAGCUGCGCCGGACCAUCUCGACCGACGGCUGCGUGCCGUGCGGGGCGGAUCGACUCGACGCGAACACAGCUCUCUCGCGCGUCCCGUUCCCCGACGGCGAGGAAGACAAGAGACGCGAGCGAAGGAGGAACCAGCGACGCCGAUCAGGCACCAUGUCUCUCGCGCGGCGCUCGUCCUGGGCCUCGGCCGCCGGCUGGUCUCCGCGUCUGCACUGCGAUUCGCUCUCGCCCGUGGUCGCGCCCGCGGCGAAGAGUUCGCUGUUCCUGCCUCCGCGCGAAGGCCGAAGCGAGGGAAAAGAAGUUUCUGUCGGAUCCCGCGAGGACACUCUUUCGUCCUCCUUCCCGGGCGCAAAGCACGAGACUCUGGACUCUGCGCCCGCGGCGGACUUGCUCGGCCUUCCGGCUCUCCGACCGCAGCUGUCUCUUCUGUCUCCACGUCGCCUCUCUUACGCCGGAGACAGUCCCUUUGAGUUCUUCACCCCCGCGCACCCCCCGACCUACAAAGCUCCUCCGCAACACCGGAGCCCGUCUGCGCCGGCCAUCAACAAGCCGCGUCUGUCGUCUUCUCUCGCGUCUCUUCCGGCGCUUUCUUCGCUGUCCUCCUCUCUCUCGUCUCUCUCGACUUCUCUCUGUUGCGCGUCUUCGUCGGCCUUGUCAACGCAUCCAGGCAUGACGCGGCUCAUCUCGUUGGGCGACGCCCGAACCGUCUCGACCGUUUCGACUGCAGGCCUCAUGGAAGACAGCGGGCGGCGCGAUACGGCUUUUCUGACGCGGGAAGAGACCGGCGAGCUGUCGGCGUUUGAAGAGCCCCUCGAGAAACCUUUUCUCGACGUCUCGGACAGCGGCUUCGCCCUCCACCCUUCUCUGCGGCCGCCGACCGCUGAGCCUCCCCACACCGGCGAAAACUCGCCUGCGUCUGCAGCUCUGCCCGCGUUUGCUUUUGCCUCUUCGCUCGUCUCCCCCGAGUCACCCUUCGCGCCCGCUGGGACCAGCCUCGAGUCGCCGGCUCUUCCCUCUCUCGUGCUCCCCGCGGCCCCCAGGCUCGCCCGCACCUCGGUUCUCUCCGCCUCCGGCUCAGAUGUUCUCUCGCCGUCUCGGGCCCUUGCACACCUGCCUUUCCUCGACUUGGCUCUCGACAAAGCAGAUGGCCGCAGAAACUCAGCUGCGAUGCCUUUCCUCUCGUCGCUGCUCUCGCCUUCCCACGAGCGUCUCUUUCCCCGGCUCUCUGCAGCCAGUGCAUGCAACGCACCCUUCCCGCCUCUGUCUCCGCGUCUCGCCUCGAAGCGCAGGCGCAGCAGCAACCUCGCAGUGUUCUGCCUCCCCGCAGAACCGUGUCUGUCGCCCUGUCCGCCUUUCUGA
Neospora caninum is the source of this 5859-nucleotide messenger RNA. RefSeq lists its product as uncharacterized. Bases 1 to 5859 code for a protein of 1952 amino acids. Gene Ontology annotation, molecular function: DNA-binding transcription factor activity. The transcript is spliced from 2 exons. Gene Ontology annotation, biological process: regulation of DNA-templated transcription. Lineage: Eukaryota; Apicomplexa; Conoidasida; Eucoccidiorida; Sarcocystidae. The record is from RefSeq and is a predicted model, not a curated record.